AUGGCCUCGUCACAGACCAACAUCAUCUUGGAAAACGAUGUUUUCGAGUCGUACCGCACCCAGACCCCAUCGUUGCUUUCCUAGUUGGGCCUUGACUAUUGGGUUGGUGGAGAUGGCAGAGUGAUACUCCUGCAUGAGAUCGCGUGGGUGGACCUGCUGACGCGGGCAGCUGCCCUUGCUAUAAACAUGACAAGAUGUCAUAUGUCUACAUGUACUAGCAGGUACGUACUGCGCAUCAACACCACGACUCUGAUAUACUCGCUUCCGCUUUCUCGACGUCGAACCGCCAUCAAACCAACAAAGCGACAAAGCCAACGCCAGCCUUUCAUCAACUUGUUGAGGCUUACCGUGGCGAACCGCACAGGACUGUCAGCACGCGUGCAACGGGCCGCAGCUUGUGCUAGUCCCACCAAUUAUCACGACGUCGGUAUCACUGGCCAUUUGCCUCGGCAAACAGUACAUAUCUCGCUCCCAAGCUUCCAGCCUGUUAGUGGAGGUCGAAAGAGGCAAACAACGAGGACGCAUCGCGCACUGCCCUAUCAGGAAGUAAGCGUGGGAUCUCCAGCUGGCAUCGCCGCUGCCGAGACCUGGCGACAACCCUCUGGACAGGCGGUGAACUACACCGUGCUCUCACCUGUGAGAAUCGAAUGGAAAGCGCGAACGGCUGACCCUCGUCAUAAACGAAAUAAAUCACCCAUGCAACGGCCGAUGAUAGACAUAUCAUUCAGUACACUGCGGAGCUUUUCAUCCUUGAAAAUCCCGAUAUCUUGACAAACACCCUCGCCUUCUUCAGUCUGCCGUCGGGUCUCCACCGCCGUAUAGCCGAUACGAUUUCGCUCAAACAUAUACCAUCCCAACACACUAUUACCACCAGAAGCGUCAGGGUCACCAUGCCACACCACAUUACCAACAGCGUCUUUGCACGUACAAGCCUAACAACUUGCGACGUCUUCGUCAUGGCUCUCGCACAC
Molecule: messenger RNA, 971 nt
Organism: Alternaria rosae
Lineage: Eukaryota; Fungi; Ascomycota; Dothideomycetes; Pleosporales; Pleosporaceae
Exons: 1
Coding region: 187-771 (194 amino acids)
Source: RefSeq, a predicted model, not a curated record